UGGCUGCUGUGUCGCACGCCGGUCCCGCCUCUCCUUAGUGUGGGGGAAAGCGCCAUUGAGAGAAGCCGGAGCUAGUGCUGCUGCUGCUGCCGCCGUCGCCGUCUGGGAGAGCCAGGCCCGCCGCCGCCGCCAUGGACUACGGGGAAGCUGAAGACAGAGAUUGGAGAUUCCCAGAUACCCCCAUGCAUUGUGGUGUGAACAUGCCCAGUGGGUCAGUCUCAGACAUGGACCGUGAUUAUGGGCAUGGAGGCUAUGGUGGCCCACGAUCCAUGGACUCUUACCUUAACCAAUCCUAUGGGAUGGAGAGUCAUGGAGGUGGAGGCGGAGGAGGUGGUGGUGGUGGUAACAGGUUUGGACCUUAUGAGUCUUACGACUCCGGGUCUUCUCUGGGUGGGCGAGAUCUGUACAGAUCUGGCUAUGGUUAUAAUGAACCCGAACAAAGCCGCUUCGGAGGUAGUUAUGGUGGUCGAUUUGACAACUCCUACCGGAAUAGCCUUGACUCUUUCGGAGGUAGAAACCAGGGCGGGUCUAGCUGGGAAGCACCUUACUCCCGUUCAAAAUUGAGGCCUGGGUUUAUGGAGGACAGAGGAAGAGAGAGUUACUCUUCCUACAGCAGUUUUUCUUCACCCCAUAUGAAGCCUGCACCUGUAGGCUCUCGGGGGAGAGGAACGCCUGCUUAUCCUGAAAGUGGAUUUGGAAGCAGAAACUAUGAUGCUUUUGGAGGACCAUCAACAGGCAGAGGCCGAGGCCGAGGACAUAUGGGAGACUUUGGAGGAAUGCACAGACCUGGAAUUGUUGUUGACUAUCACAACAAACCCAGUCCUGCAGCAGUUGCUGCAAGAGGAGUAAAGAGAAAAAUGGUACCACAGUCAUAUAACAAACCUGCUGGGACAUUUGUCAAGAAGCCCAAAAUGACAAAACCUAUUUUGAAGCUGAGCCAGAAAAAAUCACCAAGCAGGAAGUCAUCUUUCCAGGAUUCUACGAUAGAGGAAAUUGAAGUGGACACAAGUGGUGCAGUUGUUAUAUAUGAAGACUUUACAAGAGAUGCUUAUGAUCUUGGAUAUCAGACUUUUGGAGAUGGCAAAGGAGAAGCUAAAAGUGAGGAAGAAGAAAAGCGCCGAAUUGAGGCCAGAAGAGAGAAGCAAAGGCGUAGAAGGGAAAAGAACAGUGAAAAAUAUGGUGAUGGAUACAGAAUGGCAUUUACUUGCUCAUUUUGCAAGUUUCGAACAUUUGAAGAGAAAGAAAUUGAGGCACAUCUGGAGAGUGCAGCCCACCAGGAAACAUUGGAUCAUAUCCAGAAGCAAACCAAAUUUGACAAAGUAGUCAUGGAAUUUCUUCAUGAAUGUAUGGUGAAUAAAUUCAAGAAGACAGCUCUGCGUAAGCAGCAGACAAGUAACCAAACAGAAAAUGCUCAAGCUGCUGAAAAAGAUAUAAUGGAAGGGGUUACUGCCGAUGACCAUAUGAUGAAAGUUGAGACUGUUCACUGCAGUGCUUGCAGUGUGUAUGUUCCUGCAUUACACAGUUCUGUUCAGCAGCACUUAAAAUCUCCUGAUCACACAAAAGGAAAACAAGCCUACAGAGAACAAAUAAAAAGAGAGAGUGUUCUUACUGCCACUAGCAUCUUGAAUAAUCCUAUAGUCAAGGCACGAUAUGAGCUGUAUGUGAAGGGUGAAAAUCCUUUUGAAGUGAAUGAUCAGGCUCCAGAGCAGCAGACAGAAGAAGAGGAGAAAGCCGAUGAACCAGCUGAGGCUGAAGAAGAAGAGGAGGAAGAGGAAGAAGAAAAUGAAGAACAAACUGACUUCACUUUAGACCACACUGAAGAUAACUAAGUGCAAGAAAAUGAAACUAUAUUAGGGGGGCAAAACAGCUUUUUAUUUCUGCUCUAAGAGGGCUCAGACUUUUUAAUAGUCUCCAAUGAAGUUGUUGAAGAUUCCCCACCAUAUGCAUGCAUUCCAUUCCAUGGAGAACUUGUUUAUGUAAUUCCUCUGUAUUUCUGAUUUUGUUUCAAACAAAAUCAAGAUUAUUUUAAUUGAGCUUUUUGUAGAAAACUGACUGUUAAAGCUGAUUAAAGCCCUGUGUUGUAUAUUUUUUUAAGCAUUCUAUUUUUUUUGGUGUGUGUAUUGAAAGUUGGAUAUAAUAAUAAUUUUUGGUCUAAUCAGUUGACAAGAAAGGCAGGUCUGUGGGGUAAAUAUAUUACAUGCCCUAUGGCAUAAGCUCAUUAUUUACCUCUUAGUACAGAAUGAAUAACUUCAGAAAUUGUGCUGUUGAGUGUGGCUGUUUUGGGGACUGCAUUGCACUCUGUAUAAUAGAGUAUGUGUUAUCCUAUGCCUUGUAGCUUUUUUUGUGAUAUGAUGUACCAAUUUGUAGCAAUAAAACACUUAAGAAAUGUUA
This is a messenger RNA of Pezoporus flaviventris, 2391 nucleotides long. It is a transcript of the gene ZNF326, whose product is annotated as zinc finger protein 326. NCBI's taxonomy places the organism in Eukaryota, Metazoa, Chordata, Aves, Psittaciformes, Psittacidae. Gene Ontology annotation, cellular component: nucleus; DBIRD complex. Gene Ontology annotation, biological process: regulation of DNA-templated transcription elongation. The transcript has 13 exons. Gene Ontology annotation, molecular function: DNA binding. The record is from RefSeq and is a predicted model, not a curated record. Bases 132 to 1829 code for a protein of 565 amino acids.